UAACUGUGUAUGUGUGUGUAUGUGCAAUAAUUAUUUAGCUAAAAAUGCUGAAAAUUAACAUUCAAUGUGCAUAAUUGGAAUUCAUUUGCCGCUAAUUGAGCACAAAUUACAAAAGAUAUAACCAGAAGAAGAGGAAGCAGAAGCAGAAAUAAACAAACGAAACAAACAAACUGCCAAUAGGUGCGUUUAACUGGCAUGCGCCGCAGUCACUGCAGCCAGUCACUGUUCCAGUCACUGUCCCAGUCACUGUUACUACUACACCACCACACUUGAUGAUGGUCACUUCCUGCAAGAUCGACUCCCAAUCCGCUCUGGCUGUGCCCAACAUGAAUUCGGUUCGCUCCCGCAAACCAGCCAGCAGCAGCAGUAAAAGCAACUCAUCCGGCUUUCGACUUCUGGACGGCGAUCAGCUCGAGAACAACUCGAGUGUCAGUCGAAAUUCGAUAUACAAACUCAAAAUCGAUCUAAUGUUUGACGAUUCCAGAUCAAUGCGUAGCAGCCGCCUCGACGAUCCCCGAGGAUCGCACCGCACACGUUCCAUCAUCAUGUAUGGACGUAGUGAGCUGGCCAGCACCUCAGGCGACAAGCCGCGAUCGCUGAGCAGCUUCCUGCAGGAGUCAAGCGAUUCGGCCAAGGUGCUGGCCGAGGCGGCCAAGAAUGAUGUGCAGCGCAUCAGCAACAGCGUGCAGGCACAGAUCGAGCAGCUCUUCACCGACGUGGCCAAGGAUGCCACGAAUAGCUUCGAUGUCACGUGCCUCGGCUGCUUGCCGCUCAAGGACAAGGUGACCAGCUUACAGGGCCUGCAGGAGCCACUGCGUCAGCUGUACCUGGCUGAGGUUACGAACAAGAAGCUGAAAUCAGGAUCUUUGGAUAUAUGUGCCACAGGAUUGCGCAUUAAGAUCAGCGCCAUGUCCGACACGAGCAAAGAGGACAGCGAUUCGAAUAUAACACCAUUCCAUAAUAUCGCCGUGUGGUCAGCAGUGAAAUUCGUCAUCUCCGACUCGGAUGGAGGCGCGGCAUUUUUACCGCUCAUCACCGACCCCGACAACAUAGACAAGACUGCACUAUUCCAGCCGCUAAGCGCCAUGGAGCAAUUGGCUGUGGAGCAAAGCGAGCACAUGCACGCUCCCAUCUUUGCGGUGGUCAUGCGCUCGGCGAGUGCUCCGAAGAUACUGGAAUGCCACGGAUUCAUCUGCAAGAGCACUGAGGAUGCCAUUGUGAUUGCGGCGACGCUCUACCAGAGCCUGAUGGCGCACGUGAGCACCAGCUCGCACAGGAGCACCAAGCGACGCACGCCUCGGCAGCAGAAUGGAGUCAGCUGCGUCAGCAUUGCUAGCAGCUCGGCCAUGACCAGCUCCAACUACCUGUCCAGGUCACAGAUAGCGCCCAGCAUGAGUGGCCGGCGCAGCUCGUUUCGCAGCAGCGGCGGCAGCUUGUCGGGCGUGAGUCCCAAGCCAAUGGGCGUGGGCGGGUCGACGCCCUCGCGGUCGACGCGCAAGAAGCGGGUCUCGAGCAGCUCGCUCAGCUCGAACAGCAACGUGAUCAACGAGGCGGCCGAGAUCGAGACCUCGACGGAGGAGCGCAAACGCAAGUCGCACAAGACGAAACGGGCGCCGCCUGUGCCGGCGCCGAAUGUGGGCGGCUUCAAGAGCGGCUCGGGGCGCAGCAACAGCAUUGUGUGCACCAAUGGCCAUGUCAAUCGCCUGGGCCAUGCCCAUGGGCACCUGAAGAAGCCCUCUACGCCUACACCGAACGGCAGUGCAAAUGGUCGCAAGAUCAGCGACCUGGUCGCCGCGAGCGCCGUGGCUGCGGCCGGCGAUGGCGAUAUACUAACCCGUGUGGCCAUACCCAGAUCGGGCAGCUUCCUGAACACCGGCGGACUGACCAGGUACAAGUCGAGAGCGGCGCGCCGCACCAACUCCGGCAAAUUGGGCGGUGGAGGAGGGUUUGGUUUGGUUGAUUGGCAUCGUUUGAAUUGUGCUUCUAGUUCCCCACUUGGUUUCAGUGAACUGUUCAAUGAAUUUCGGCUGCACGAGAACCUGCACUCGUUGGACGAGAUACUCUAUGCCAUUAUCGAUGCAGAUGGCAUGUCCUUCAACGACCUGAAGCCCAUCUACAAGGAGUUUCUGCUCAAGCUGGCCGUGACGCUCACACAGGAUGAGCUCUUUCAGCGCUCCAAGAACAUAAUGCGGCGCCAGAAGAAGAAGAAGCAGAAGCGCAAAGCCAGCAUCGGUGGCUCACAGAAGAAAUCCAAGAGCAUCUUCUUUGGCACCAAGAGCCUGAAGAAGGUGUUUCAGCUGGGACAGUUUCGCGCCUGUCGCGGCAAGCUGGCCAAGCCGGCACGCGCCAAGGAGUCACAGUCUGGCAGUGCGGACUCCAACAAGCGCCGCCUGACACCACCCAUUGUCAUUGGUCCACCCACCAGCCAGAGCCAUGCGCAGCAGCAUCAACGCAAUCGCGCGACCACCAGCGGCUCUGAUGUGUCCGUCGUGCGCAACGAGAACGCACUGCAGGGACUCAAUCGAAACAGCAGCAGUGGUUACGUCUCCUGCUCAGAGUGCAGCUACGAUUCGGAAUCGUGCACCUGCACCUCGGCUGAUCGCUGCUAUUGCAGUCUGCGCACGGAGCAUCUGAACCACAAGCUGCGCCAGAAGAACGAGCGCAACAUGGCCAUGGGCAACGGCCGAAAGUCUACGGCCGGCAAUGCUGGAGCAGCCGGCAAUCGCCAUUCGCUGAUAUCGUGCAAGUCGGAGGACAAGUGCUACUGCUCCAUGGUGGAGGAGGAGCCCAACAGCACGCUCGAGCACGACUCGGGCAACACGCACUCGGACACGACCACCUGGUGCGACACGGACAGCUGCAUCAGUGCCAGCAAGUGCUACUGCAAGCGCAGCCAUCGCCGGCAGCGCGCCAAUGCGGCAGCGGCCAAUAUCAGCGAGGAUUCACUCAGUCCGCAGCACAAGUCGCGUGCAUCCCCACGGAAGAGCAAGUCGUCGGAGAAGCUGGGCCUGGACUAUGAGCUCUUUACGAUCGGCGGCAACAGCAAGCCCGUGCAGCCGCAUGAGGCGCUCAGCGUGAAGAAGAGCGUGGAGGCUGCGGCCGUGUUUGCGGACAUGAAACUCAGCCAGACGACGGACAUCAAGAGUCUCUGCCCGCCGAUGAUAAACAGCCAGAAGCUAAAUGGGCGUGCCAGCAAUGGCAGCUGCCAUUCGAGUGUCUCCGCACGCCGUUCCCUGUACCGAGCGCGCGAAUCCUUCAGCACGGAUCGUCUGGGCAAUGGCGGUGCCAUGAUUAUGCCCCUAGCGCCCCCACUGCACAUGAACUCCGCACAGAAGGCGUGCAGCGCCGACGAUCUGCUGAUCAACAUCAAGGCGCUGGAGAAGGCCGCCUCGAUACGCAGCAAUGUGAGCAGGAGCCGCAUGGCCAGCUACCAAUCCAUGCGGGCAGUGAGCGCCUCGCUCGAGGACUCACUGGGGUAUUUGCCAUAGAAUUUUAAUAGAAUACUCAAAUCCCUUAGCUAGCCACUAAGCACACAUACUCACACACAACACACACAUACAUAUGUAUGCAUAUAGCUAAUAAGCAUCUCGAUUUAACUUUAAUGACAGCUUAUGUUUCCCAAGAUAAUUAAAGCCACGCGAGCUACAUAUAAUUAAUUAUCUUGCGAAACGUAAUCAUUUACUAACAUUAUGAUUAUUAUUAUUAUUAUUCAAAUUGUAUACUAUUUAUAAAUAUAUCGACGAACUCCCUAAGACUUUCAAUUUCAACUGAGCAACGUGGUGCAAUACGAAUACCAUCUUAAAUUAUAUACCUACAUAUAUACUAUAUACUAUAUACUAUACAUAAUCCUAGUUUUC
Molecule: messenger RNA, 3857 nt
Organism: Drosophila arizonae
Lineage: Eukaryota; Metazoa; Arthropoda; Insecta; Diptera; Drosophilidae
Source: RefSeq, a predicted model, not a curated record